Molecule: messenger RNA, 573 nt
Organism: Bufo gargarizans (Asiatic toad)
Lineage: Eukaryota; Metazoa; Chordata; Amphibia; Anura; Bufonidae
Product: gastrula zinc finger protein XlCGF71.1-like
Exons: 1
Coding region: 1-573 (190 amino acids)
Biological process (GO): regulation of transcription by RNA polymerase II
Cellular component (GO): nucleus
Molecular function (GO): DNA-binding transcription activator activity, RNA polymerase II-specific; RNA polymerase II cis-regulatory region sequence-specific DNA binding
Source: RefSeq, a predicted model, not a curated record
AUGUCAACAAGAGCUGAAUGUAGGAAACCUUUAGAAAUGAAAUUUAAGGAAACUCGACAAGGUGAACGGCCAUUUAAAUGUCCAAAAUGUGGGAAAUCAUUUAUUACAAAAAGAAAUCUUGUUGAACAUCAGAGAAUUCACAUAGGAGAGAAACCGUAUUCAUGCUCAGAAUGUGAAAAGAGUUUUAGUCUUAAAAUAAAUCUUGCACGUCAUCAGAAAAUUCACACAGGAGAGAAGCCGUUUUCAUGUACAGAAUGUGAGAAGUGUUUUAGUCAGAAAUCACAUCUUGAUGCACAUCUGAGAAUUCACACAGGAGAGAAGCCAUUUUUAUGCUCAGAAUGUGAUAGUUGUUUUAGUCGGAAAUCACAUCUUGAUGCACAUCUGAGAAUUCACACAGGAGAGAAGCCAUUUUCAUGUACUGAAUGUAUGAAAUGUUUUAUUCAGAAGUCACAUCUUGUUGUACAUCAUAAAACUCACACAGAAGAGAAGCCAUUUAUAUGUACAGAUUGUGGGAAAGGAUUUACUCAAACAUCAAGUCUUUUAAAACAUUUAACAAUUCACACGAGGAAGUAA